This is a messenger RNA of Ficedula albicollis (Collared flycatcher), 3722 nucleotides long. RefSeq names its product fibrosin like 1 (gene FBRSL1). Lineage: Eukaryota; Metazoa; Chordata; Aves; Passeriformes; Muscicapidae. The coding region runs from base 3 to 3422 and encodes 1139 amino acids. The record is from RefSeq and is a predicted model, not a curated record. The transcript is spliced from 19 exons.
ACAUGUCACUAAAGCCUCAGGAGCGGAAGGAGAAAUGGGAGAGGCACCCAGGCAAGAAACCCAGAGAAUCUGAAAACUGUGUAUCUGCUGAGCCAAGUGAAAAUGGCCAUAACAACGACGCGGGGAGCUCCGAGAGAGAGGCAGAAAGAGGCAAGGAGAGGAUGAAGAAGAAACUCCCCUUGAAGCUAUCCAAGCAGAUGAAGGUCCCUUCAAGCAGAAGUGGCAGAAAUAGCGAGGAAGACAGCAUCAGGGAGGCCACAAGCUCUCAGCGGAGCAGCUCAAGGGACCGGCUCAGUGAUAGUUCUGCUCAAUCGCUUUCAGGAAGAGGCUACUCCUGUGACAGCGAGAGCGAUAUUGACGAUAAGACCGCAACGGAACUGGAGCUGACUCGUAUCAGGAGUGCCUUGAUAACAAGCAAGGCUUCUGUAGGCUCUGAGAAGCUGUUCUCUCCUGCAGCAAAUAAAGGUCCCACCUUGAAUGACAAGCCAGAAGCGAAAGCAGCCAAUGUCCCAAAGGUGUCUGGGCUAGAGCGGAGCCGGGAGCUGAGCACCGACGUGCCCUUCGCCCUGCCCAUCCCCAGCCCCCAGCCGGUCGCUGCCGUCGUGACUUCCACUUCCUCAGCGCCCACGUCAAGUGCCAGAGCAAGCCCCCUGCUGAAGAAGGAGCCAGUGAUCUCAGCACCAGCACCACCCAGGCUGACGCCGCAGCCGCAGCCCCGGCCGCAGUCGCAGCCGCAGCUGAUCCCCGAGCUGCGGAGCCAGCCUCCCAGCCACAUCCCUCCGCCCCUCAACUACCAAGUGCAUCACCAGGUGGCCCACAACGGACUCAAUAAUAUCAGCCGGAGCAGCAGUGCUAGCAGUGCAACGAGCAUCAGCCUCCCGAAACACCUGCCCCUGUCUCCCCAGAUUCCACCUCACCAUUCCUCCGGCCCAGCUCUGCCCCUCUCCAUCUCUAAUCUUGCUACCUCGCACUUCUCUCUCAGAUCGCAGACCCAGCACCAGCACCAUCCGGCCAUGUUCGCCACCCCACCCACGCUGCCACCUCCACCAGCGUUACCCACCAACAGCCUCGUGAUACCAGGGCACCCUGCGGAUCACGAACUGCUCAGGCAAGAGCUGAACAACCGGUUUUUGGUUCAGAGUUCGGACCGGGCCGCUGCCUCACUUGGCCCGGUGCCGCUGCUGAGAGCGGAGUUUCACCAGCACCAACACACGCAUCAGCACCAACACACCCACCAGCACACAUUCACUCCUUUUCCAUCCAGCUUGCCCCAGACGCCGCUCAUGCCGCCCUCUGCACCUCCCAUGGUGCGUACCCCAGCCCAAAAUUUUGACAAGUACGCUCCCAAAUUAGACAACCCUUACUUUCGACAUUCCAACUUCUUUCCAACCUAUCCUCCAGCAAUGCCUGGAAUGCCACCCAUGCUUCCACAUUCAGGUCCCUUUGGGUCACUUCAGGGAGCAUUUCAACCGAAGACUUCAAACCCUAUUGAUGUAGCAGGUAGACCAGGCACAGUCCACCAUACGCUGCUGCAGAAGACUCCAGGGGUGUCAGACCCUUAUAGGCCUCCAGUAAGAGUAAGUAAGAAACCCGGGAAGUGGUGUGCGGUUCAUGUACAGAUCGCCUGGCAGAUCUACCAUCACCAGCAAAAGAUAAAGCAAAUGCAGCUGGAUCCUCACAAGCUUGAGAUAGGUGGUAAACUUGACCUGUUCAGCAGACCUCCUGCCCCCGGAGUGUUUCCAGGCUUCCAUUAUCCACAAGAUCUUGCCAGGCCUCUGUUUUCUACCACAGGUGCGACACAUCCAGCCACCACCCCUUUUGGUCCCUCACCUCACCACAGCAGCUUCCUGCCUACAAACCACUUGGCAGAUCCAUUUAGCAGGUCAAGCACCUUCAGCGGCCUUGGGAACUUAGGCAGCAAUGCCUUUGGAGGAUUAGGCAGUCAUGCUCUGACUCACAACAACAUUUUUACUCACAAAGACGGCCCAAACCUGCAGAAUUUCAAUAACCCCCAUGAGCCAUGGAAUAGACUCCACCGGACCCCGCCGUCCUUCCCAACCCCUCCACAGUGGCCCAAGCCCGCGGAUUCGGAGCGCAGCUCCUCGGUGACAAACCAUGACAGGGACAGAGAGCGGGAGCCCGAGAAGAGGGAUCUUUCUCUGAGCAAAGACGACAGAGACAAAGACAGAGACCUCAUGGAUAAAAACAGGCAUUCGAACAGAUCCUCGCCGGCAUCAGCCCCAGUGACGCACCAGAUCAGCAAUCUCAUCCGCAGCAACAGCCAGAGCUCCAGCGAGGCCAUCAGGCAGGUCAGCCUGGGGGACAGGGAGAGGCCCAAGGAGCCCGAGCGAGAGCACCCUGAGCGGCUGAGGGAGCCGCCCAUAGCGGAGCACAAGAUCAAAGAGAGCCGCUCCCCAGUGAAGGAAACUCCAAGCCAUGAUAAGAGACCCUCUGAGGACAACACAAAGCCAGUAAUCCAGUCUGUAUCCCCAUACAGCAAACCUGCACUAAGUGAGAGCCUGAAGCUUACCAAUCUAAUGAGCAAGGACAUGGAGAGAAAGACAGAGCUUCCUAGCGACCUCCAGAAGAUUAAGAAUGACAUCAAAGUCAAGGAGGAGAGGAAGGAAGACAGUGAUGUGCUAGUGGUUGGGUCUGAGCCUUCCCAGCACUCGCGGUCAGUGGAGCAUCCCCCACCGCCCACUCUCCACGGAUUAUCAUUGCCCCACUCGAUGGCUGCCUCCAUGCCCAUCUCCAUGGGCAGCGUGCACCAGAUGAACAACAUGAACGUCCUGGACCGCAGCAGGAUGAUGACCCCGCUCAUAGGCAUGAACCCUUUGUCAGGGAGAGAGAGGCUGCCGCACCCCGGGUUUUCCUGGGACCCCAUGAGGGACCCGUUGCGAGAUGCCUACCGGAGCUUAGACCUGCACCGUCGGAUGGACUUCCAGCUCCGGACAGAUCCUAUCCAUAGGUUUCCUGCCACCUCUGGCUUUUAUGACCACGAGCGUUCCUACAGAGACAGGGAACCACACGACUACAACCACGAGAACCUUCUGGAGGCCCGCCGAGAGCAGGAGCGGUUGCGGCAAGUGGAGGAGCGCGAGCGCUUGCACUUACGGGAAGAACUUGAGCGUGCCAGAAUGCACCACUUGCACUCGUCCCCCAUCGAAAGCCACCUGGCACACGUGCCAUCCUUCAUGCCUCACUUGAGCGGGAUGCAUUACCCCAGACUGAGCCCAUCCACUGCCAUGCACAACGGGAUUUUGAACAGGAACCCGCCGACCGCAGCGCUGAGCGCGCCGCCGCCUCUCGUACCAGCCAGCAGCACCAGACCUGCCUCCCCUCGCAGGACUACUCCACUCACAAACUCAGAGUCCAGGGACUACUCCCCCUCUAGGAACCCCAAAGAAGUAGAGGCACGAUAGUCCCCAACAUUGAAUUUUAAACUCACCUGUACAUAAAACAAGCAAGCAAGCAAGCAAACAAACAAACAACAACAAAAAAAAACACAAACAGGAAAAAAAAACAACAAAAAAAAGAAAACAACAAACCUUUUACAAAAUGCACUGCUGUAAACUUUUUUUUUAAUGUAAAAUUUGUAGAAGUUAAGCACAUUUCCAUAAAUAAUGGGGUUGGGGACUUUCCAACAAGAAGGUUGCUGAGAAUGGAAUUUAAUAUAUAGGUAUUGAUUUUUGGUUUUGUUUUUUGUUUCUGUGCUAAAAAGA